GCGUCGUCAAGCAGAGUAUACUGGCUCGCCCUUGGAGCUCACUUUUCAAUUCGUCUCGCCAGCCAAGCGCAAUGACUGGACCCCCUCCCACACCCAACACGCUUACCGAGCCCCUCGCCGACACACCCAUGCGCCGUUCUCGGUUCUCGAUCAAGUGGAUUCUUAGCGUCGUCGGCGUUGUCGGUGCCGUCUGCAUCACAGUCGGUGCCCUCUACGCCUUCAAUGCGCCAGAGCCCAACCACGCCGGCGAAAUUGUGUCCCAGAUCCAGCAGUCCCCCGGUCUCCGCGUCCAGAUCCAAGCCAAGCGCUCCAGCAUGGCCUUCAACGGCCAGACCUCGGCGACGGUCUAUGUCAUUCCGCGCACCGGAUCGGGCACCAACCUCAAGUUUGACGCGUACUUGUCGCAGCCGGGACCGGACGUGACGGCCAACUACGUCCUCUUGAACGACCGCGCGUACUGGUCGACCAUUCAAGGUAACACAACGACGGACGCGGGCUGCUUGGACGCCUCUCAAUUCCCGCCCGUCCAGCUCAUGCAAGCGAGUCUCGCGGACGCCAUUGUUGUCGCCAACGCCAAUGGCCAAACGGUCGACUGUCCGUCAGGCAAGCUUCUGCAACUGCAAUUUGCGGGCGAGACGUUUAUCUUUUGCAAUUCCGAGACCAACAAACUCACAAACGCCGUGGGCACAGACCUCGACAUGACGAUCGAGUACCUGACCGACCCGACGCUGCUGCCCGAUUUUGACGUGCCGCAGGUGGUCGGGAAGGCGCCGUUGAACUGCCCGGUCGUGGUUACGGAUACUGCGGUGCGCAGUAGCGAGAGUCUCCGGACCGCAACUCCCGAGUGGUUUGGUUCGUCAUCGUGCGGGUGCAAGGGCCCGAAAAAGCCAUGUUUGUUUGUCCACGGUGUCGGCGAAAAGUCGAGUGCGGCGCCAACAUCAACGUUCGCGGAAUCGUGGGGCGACGUCCAGAAGCACGCGCCGUGCUGCUCGAGCGUCAAGUUUGCCCACUACGAGUCGGUGACACGGGCGUGGAACAACCCGUCGACGCAAGUCGAGUUUUGCGACACGGCGCUCAAAGUCGGCACGUCGGGUGGCAAGACGAUCGACAACAUGAUCUUGGUGACGUUUUCGAUGGGCAACCUCGUCGCGUCCGGUGCCGUCGCCAGCGGCAAGUGCAACAUCGGCAAGGGCGUCACGUGGGUCUCGAUCGGCGGCCCGAUGCAAGGUAGUAAGGCAGCCAAUCUCCUCGAGCAAAAGUGUGCUGGCAACGGCUGGGACAUUGUGCUCAAGGGCAUCCUCAGUCUCAUUGGCUACUGCCCCGCGACGCCCGCGUACCUCAACAUGCGCCACCAAAACACGGCAAAUGCGGCCCUUGUCAGCGACUACCAAGCGGCUCAGCGUGUGCGUCAGCAGUAUGUCACCAAGGUUCUCUGCGGCGUCAGCUCGUUUGGCUUGGUGUCAACGGACGCGAUUGCGCUCUCGGUUGUCGGCGCUCUCGUCAAGCACGACACCCAGCACGACGGCGUCGUCGACUUCAACAGCUGCAGCGUCGGCGUCGGCGGGUUUCAAACAAGCGCGAGCUCGAGCGCCAACUACAAGGCGUCGGUAAACCACCUCGACACGUCGUUCCGCCACGGUGACGGGUGGUGGGGUGCUGACCGCAAGCCACUCAAGUGGUUCGAGUGCGCGCUCUAAUGUCGUAUGAACCAAGGCCAGGUAGCAUUGGUUGUCAUUGGUGCUCCCGGAGUAUCAACUCAAUGUUUUGUUCUCCC
Molecule: messenger RNA, 1774 nt
Organism: Saprolegnia diclina VS20
Lineage: Eukaryota; Oomycota; Saprolegniomycetes; Saprolegniales; Saprolegniaceae
Exons: 3
Coding region: 72-1697 (541 amino acids)
Source: RefSeq, a predicted model, not a curated record